AUGCCAUCUGAACUAGAAGACCUCGUCGAGUUCCUCCAUCACGGCAACACGCAAGUCCGCCAGAUCGCCGUCGAGAACCUCGUCCCUUACUCAACCAGCCAACCCUCCAUCUUCAAACGCCACCAACUCCUCCCCAUCAACGACCUCAAACUCUUGAUCCGCGACUACCCCCAAAUCGCCAAAAACGUCCUCACCAUCCUCGUCAACCUCAGCGGCGAAGAUGGCGAAGUCCGCGCAAAACUCGUCUCGGACGACGAGUUCCUCGAAUCGCUGCUCAAGCGGGUGACAGACACCAAAGAACCCCACGCAGAUUUACAAUGCAUGCUCCUAGCCAACCUCUCCAAGUCCCCCUCCAUCCCCAAACUCCUCUCCCUCCAACGCCCCGUCCCCACCCCCCUCUCCACCUCCCCCUUCGCCAUCGACCAACUCCUCGAUUGCUUCGUCAAAGGGUCGGGAGGGAGCUAUAACAAAGACGCCAACCACGACUACCUCUCCUACCUCUUCGCGGACCUGGCCAAGCACGCCGCCGGCAGGGAGUACUUCCUCACUCCCCGAAAAGAGGACGAGGGGAUCGUGCCGCUGUCGAAGAUUAUCGUCUUCACUGAACACGGGUCCGCGAUUCGCAGGCGAGGGGUGGCGAAUACGAUUAAGAAUGUCUGUUUCGACGUCCCUGCUCAUCCUCGCUUGCUGUACUCCGACACCGACCUGGAAACGCCGGACGACGUGACGAAUCCGAUAGGCCUACUACCCUACAUCCUCCUCCCCCUCAUGGGCUCCGAGUCCUUCUCGGACGAAGACACAGAGGGGAUGCUGGAUGAAUGCCAACUGCUGCCCCCAGAUAAGGAGCGCGAUAACCAACCUGACAUCAUGGCUACACAUCUGGAAUCGCUAUUGUUGCUGACGACGGAGAAGGAGAGUCGCGCGAGGCUGAGGGCGGUGAAGACGUAUCCGAUUGUAAGGGAGUGUCAUUUGCAGGUGGAGGAUGAGGGGGUGCGGGAGGGGUGUGAUCGGUUGGUGCAGGUUUUGAUGCGGGAGGAGGGGAUGAAGGUUAGUGAGGGUGAGGGUGAGGGUGGGGAUGGGGAGGGGAGGGUGGAGGAGGUGGAUGAGGAUGAGGAUGAGGAUGAACAGAUUGUUGAUGUGGUUUGA
Molecule: messenger RNA, 1146 nt
Organism: Saxophila tyrrhenica
Lineage: Eukaryota; Fungi; Ascomycota; Dothideomycetes; Mycosphaerellales; Extremaceae
Gene: HGH1
Product: Protein hgh1
Exons: 4
Coding region: 1-1146 (381 amino acids)
Source: RefSeq, a predicted model, not a curated record